AUGACCUUAUCCAAACAUGUCGACGCCGAAAAGAUGGAGUCCUCCCUCUUGAAGGCCACCCGUAAUAAGUUUAACGUGGCCAAGACCGACAGAUACCUUUCGAGCUACAAUGCCAAUGUUCAGAUCCCAAAAUAUUCCAUACCGCAAGAUUCCACCCUGCCAGAAUUGGUUUCCCAGUUGUUGCAAAGCGAAUUGACCCUUGACGGGAACCCUACUUUGAACUUGGCGAGUUUUGUCAACACGCACAUUGACCCUGAAGCCGCUGCAUUGGUUGCUUCCAACCUUGUGAAGAACUUGGCCGACAACGACGAGUACCCAGCCUUGUUGGAUAUCCACCAGCGUUGCGUCUCCAUCAUCAGUGGGUUAUGGCACGGUAACGCCCACAAGGCCGUCGGCUCGGCUACCACUGGCUCCUCUGAGGCCAUCAUGCUCGGUGGGUUGGCCAUGAAAAAGACCUGGCAGAACAAGAGAAAGGCGGCUGGAAAGGAUAUCUCCAACCCAAACAUCUUGAUGGCUACCUGCGCCCAGGUGGCGCUCGAGAAGUUUGCCAGGUACUUUGACGUCGAGGAUCGGUUGAUUCCGGUAUGUGCUGAGUCCGACCACAUGAUUGAUGUUUCCAAGAUCAGAGAAAAUGUAGACGAGAACACCAUUGGUAUCUUUGUGAUUGUGGGGUCCACUUUCACAGGCGGGUUCGAACCUGUCAAGGAGAUCUCGGAGUUGUUGGACACUAUCCAAAAGGAGACCGGCAUCGAUGUUCCUAUUCAUGUGGACGGAGCCUCCGGUGGGUUUGUCGCUCCCUUCGUAUUCCCAGACUUGGAGUGGGACUUCCGGGUGCCACGAGUGGUGAGUAUCAAUACCUCAGGCCACAAGUUUGGUCUCGUCACAGCUGGUUUGGGCUGGAUCAUCUUCCGCGAUGCCGCCUACUUGCCAGAAUCCUUGAAGUUCCAGUUGGACUAUUUGGGUGGGAUUGAGGAGACCUUCACCCUCAACUUUUCCAGACCAGGGUUCCCGGUCAUCCACCAAUACUACAACUUUUUGAAAUUGGGCCGUAAAGGGUACACCGACGUGUUUAAGAGUUGCUUGCAGAAUGCGAGAUUGUUGGCCAACUGCUUGGAUUACUCCGAGUACUUCACCACCGUGUCGAACAUUCACAAGCCUAUACUCGGAGGAGUGGUUUCCAAGGAUUUGGGAGCUGACGAGAAGUUUAAUCCAGGCUUGCCAGUGGUGUCAUUUAGGUUCUCGGACGAAUUUGUGAAGGAGUACCCUGAGAUUCCGCAAUCGAUCAUCUCCCAGCUUUUGAGGGCGAAGGGCUGGAUUGUGCCAAACUACAAAUUGCCGCCUAGUGAAUCUAAUAUUGAGAUCUUACGUGUGGUUGUCAGAGACUCUGUCACUUUGGAUUUGUUGGACAAGUUGUUGUCUGAUAUCAUCGACUUGACCGAAAAGUUGAUCCACUCCGUUCAGUUAAUCAGAAACAUGGAGGGCAAAGAUGUCAAGCAGAAUACCUCUGACAUCUAUGCUAUCCUUUACAGUAUGGCUAGUGAGGGUAAGGUCACUAUUGCCGACAUUCAAAAGAAUUUUGCUGCCAAGGAUUCACACCCUUCGAGUGGCAAGCCCUACCGCGCCACUUGUUAG
Molecule: messenger RNA, 1632 nt
Organism: Babjeviella inositovora NRRL Y-12698
Lineage: Eukaryota; Fungi; Ascomycota; Pichiomycetes; Serinales
Gene: GAD1
Product: glutamate decarboxylase
Exons: 1
Coding region: 1-1632 (543 amino acids)
Biological process (GO): L-glutamate catabolic process
Cellular component (GO): cytosol
Molecular function (GO): pyridoxal phosphate binding; glutamate decarboxylase activity
Source: RefSeq, a predicted model, not a curated record